This is a messenger RNA of Condylostylus longicornis, 1521 nucleotides long. RefSeq names its product spindle assembly abnormal protein 6 homolog (gene Sas-6). The record is from RefSeq and is a predicted model, not a curated record. The coding region runs from base 50 to 1429 and encodes 459 amino acids. Gene Ontology annotation, biological process: centriole replication. Lineage: Eukaryota; Metazoa; Arthropoda; Insecta; Diptera; Dolichopodidae. Gene Ontology annotation, cellular component: centriole; centrosome. The transcript is spliced from 6 exons.
UUAAAUUUUAAUUCUAAAUUUUAAGCAAUUCGCAAAUAGAUUUUGUUAAAUGUUUUUUAAUAGUAUAGAAAAUGGUGCUGAAGCAUUCAUUAGAAAUCCACAAGAGAAAAUCGAAACAAUAUUCCACCCUUAUGAAUUUGAAAUAAAUUUUAAAUUGGAUCAAAUAGUUGUGCCCAAAACAUGUUGUAUAUUAGCAGAAAAAAUUAGUGACAAGGAAUUGAUACAAAUAAGAAUAGCUGAAAAAAACGAGCGCAAAAUGUAUACAUCAACAAUAAAUACACAAUUUUUCAACAUAUUAAAAACUAAUCAAUCCUUGCACGUAACUUUUUUAGGAUUUAUUGAUAAUUUGCUUAAAAUACUGCAAGGAUGUCAAAAUAAAACUCUUCAAAUUUCUAUUGUUCGUCGUGAUAAAGAAAAUGAAAUUUUACUUCAAUUUUAUGAAGUUCAUGCUUUUAAAAAUUUAACCCACUUAAGUUUACCUAUUGAAGAAGCCUCUUUAAACGUUGUAAAUUACCAUUUAAAUAAAAUCAUUGAUAAACUUCAGAAACAAACAGUACAUUAUGAAACUACUAUUCUUGGAUUACAAACUGCUCUUAGGAAUUGUAACGAAAACUUUUUGGAAAUCAAAAAGGAAAACCAAACAUUGAAGGAAGAAAUUUUAGAACAAAAACAUCUGUAUACUAAAAAACAAAGAGCUGGUUUUGACGAAAUGCAUAAUAAAAUAAAAUCUAUAACAGAAGCCAAAAAAUCUGACGAAAAUGAAUACAAAAAAAUUAUAUCCCAAUUGCAAGCGAAAAUUGAUUUUAUCACUUUAGAAAAGGCUAAUAUACUAAAAGAAAAAAGUGAAGAAAUUAGAAAGUGUGAUAAUUUGCGUAAGGAGAUUUCGCAAAUCAAAAUUGGAAACUCUAAUUUAAAAAAAUCAAAUGAACACCUCAUUAAACAACUUGAUUUAAAAAAAAGUGGAGAUUGCCGGUAUAAUGAACAAGUAAAUGAUUUACAAAAAAAAAAUUCUGAAUACGAGAAAAAAAUAUCAAAUCUUGAAAAAGUGCUGUCUGAAUUGAAAGCAGAAUUACAAGCUGAAAAAAAAUUAUGUCAGGUCAAACGAAAUGCCCUUGAAGUUGCAUCGGAUGAAAUUACUAAAGCAAAUGAUAUAAUAUCAAAGCAAGCUGUUGAAAUAGUGAAAUUGAAAAAAACUAUAGAUUGGAGAACGGAAGUUGCUUUACAACAAGAGUUAACAAUUAAAAAAAAAGAAAAAGCUUUAUCUAAUAUAAACAAUAAUAUCUUGGCAUUAGAAGAAGAACUUAAGAAAAUCCGUAGUGAAACUUCAAAUUUACCUAUUGACAUUACUUCUAUUAAGCAAUCGGUGGAAUCUAUUGAAAAAAAAUAUAAAAACAAGAUUUUAGAACUUAAAGCAGCUACAAAAACUUAGUUAAAAGCAAAUAUGUACGGUAUAAUUUUUAUAUGGUACGUGCCUUAUAAAAAUAAUAAAUUUCCUAUUUAACAUUGAUACUUAAAUAAAAC